This is a messenger RNA of Phytomonas sp. EM1, 1051 nucleotides long. The record is from the annotation of a GenBank genome assembly. Lineage: Eukaryota; Euglenozoa; Kinetoplastea; Trypanosomatida; Trypanosomatidae.
AAAAGAUUUGUAGUUGUGUCUGCCAUGCGUCCAGGCGUUGACGUCACGCCUGCGGAGAAAGAGCUUUACAAAGCAAAGGAGUCGCUUUCCCUUCUCAAUCAACUUGCCUCUCAAGCCGAACGUGGUAGUGCAAUUGAGUUCCAAAAAGCUCUGGAUGUUCUUCUGGAAACAUCCCACGCUAUGCAGCACCUCGCGCGGGGCAAGAUUCCGAGCGAGGAGAUGGUGGAUGCGAGUUGCAGGGACCCAUUGACAAACUCAACCAAUCAGCACAGUGGGAGUGCUAAUCAGGCUGGCGGGAUCAGCAGUCUUGCGAUGCGAUCCUCCAGUUCUACUCGGGGGGCGUAUGUGGGUCUCAGUAAACUUACCAGUAGUACAGCCGUAACCGAGCUACAGCGACGACGGGCGGAGCAGGUGCUUUCGGAACUCCAACUGCUUGAUGGUUUUUUAAGACGCCAGAGACGGAAGCUUGAGCAGCAGCAACAGCAUGUCUUCAACAUGGAGCAGCUUCUCGGGAAUACUCAAGGAGCUAGGGAAGAUGAGAGUAUCAGCUAUGAUGAUCUUACCCACCUGGGCAAGGAAGAGAAAGGGUUGAAGUAUGCGCGGCGACAUAUACAACAUAUGCAAAUGGAGAGUCAGGCGGUGCUAACCGCGCUGCAGCAGCAGAGCCGUCGACUAGGCGGUGUGGGAAACAAGAUGGCGGAUAUGAUGGAAUCCAUUGGCGUCUCUAACACGACAAUUUUGCAAAUAGUGCGUCGAAAUCAGCUCGACGCAUGGUUGGUGUAUGGUGGGAUUAUUGCAUUGAUCAUACUUAUGUGGUAUAUUCUUUAGUCCACUUAUUCUUUGAAAUUUACCCUUCUUGUCAAGGUAGCAUUGUAUUGACAAGGCCUACUAAUAUAUAUUUAUGAAGCUUUAUUAAGGCACACGACCGCACACUAUAUUAUUAUGGCGGUACUGUGUCAUCGGAAAGGAAGUGGGCUAAUUCGCAGUUUUUUUUAUGCAUGAUACUGAUAAAGCUCAAGAACAUAAACCACUUCAUGCUUUUUUUAUAUAG